Rhinocladiella mackenziei CBS 650.93 is the source of this 1062-nucleotide messenger RNA. Its product is annotated as guanine nucleotide-binding protein alpha-1 subunit. The record is from RefSeq and is a predicted model, not a curated record. Gene Ontology annotation, molecular function: GTPase activity; GTP binding; G-protein beta/gamma-subunit complex binding. The transcript is spliced from 5 exons. The coding region runs from base 1 to 1062 and encodes 353 amino acids. Gene Ontology annotation, cellular component: heterotrimeric G-protein complex. Gene Ontology annotation, biological process: G protein-coupled receptor signaling pathway. Lineage: Eukaryota; Fungi; Ascomycota; Eurotiomycetes; Chaetothyriales; Herpotrichiellaceae.
AUGGGGUGCGGAGCAAGCAAAGAAGAUACGGCCGGAAAGGCAAGGAACGAUGAGAUAGAGAAUCAACUCAAGAGGGACAAGAUGGCCCAGCGCAAUGAAAUCAAAGUGCUCCUGCUAGGUGCUGGUGAAUCUGGAAAAUCUACAAUUCUCAAGCAAAUGAAACUCAUCCAUGAGGGAGGCUAUUCGCGCGACGAACGCGAGUCCUUCAAGGAAAUCAUCUAUUCCAAUACCGUCCAAUCCAUGCGCGUCAUCCUAGAGGCUAUGGAAUCCCUUGAACUUCCUCUCGAUGAUCAACGAGCAGAAUAUCAUGUCCAGACGAUCUUUAUGCAACCACCUCAAAUAGAAGGAGACAGCCUUCCCCCUGAGGUUGGCGCUGCCAUCAAGGCCUUGUGGCGGGAUGCUGGCGUUCAGGAAUGUUUCAAACGAUCCAGAGAGUAUCAAUUGAACGAUUCUGCAAGAUAUUAUUUCGAUUCUAUCGACCGCAUUGCUGCCCACGACUACCUGCCCAAUGACCAAGAUGUUCUUCGAUCUCGUGUCAAGACGACCGGUAUCACCGAAACCACUUUCAUUAUUCAAGAUUUGACCUAUCGCAUGUUCGACGUGGGUGGCCAGAGAUCCGAACGAAAGAAGUGGAUCCACUGCUUUGAGAAUGUUACCACAAUCCUUUUCCUGGUCGCCAUUUCCGAAUAUGAUCAAUUGCUCUUUGAAGAUGAGACUGUCAACAGAAUGCAAGAGGCGCUCACCCUUUUCGACAGCAUCUGCAAUUCCAGAUGGUUUAUCAAGACCAGUAUCAUUCUGUUCUUGAACAAGAUCGACAGAUUUAAAGAAAAGCUCCCUGUGAGCCCUAUGCAAAAUUACUUCCCAGACUACGAAGGUGGUCCCGACUACGCUGCAGCAUGCGAUUACAUCUUGAACCGAUUCGUUUCACUAAACCAAGCCGAAACCAAACAAAUCUAUACCCAUUUUACUUGCGCCACAGACACUACUCAGAUACGAUUCGUGAUGGGAGCGGUUAGCGAUAUCAUCAUUCAAGAGAACCUCCGAAUGUGCGGUCUCAUAUGA